AUGCCCGCUCGCUACAACGCUUCGCAUUUCGGUAUCUCAGUCACGCUGGAUGACCUCAGCAGCGGGCUGCACAAGGUCAACGAGGAUAUCCUCCACACCUCCCUGCACCAGCUUCCGAUGGAUGAGCGCACCGCUCUGAUCCAGUUGGUCCGGUACCUCGCUGCGCGUCUGAACAUCCUCGCCGAGCUGGCUUGGUCAAUGCGCUCCGGCAGGCCCAUCUCCAUCCCUCGCCCGAGCAAUAGCACUCCUAAUCCUAUGGGCGAUGUCCUGCACCUCCAACUGCCACCGAUCCACUCGUCAACAUCCAGCAUCUACGACGCUCUCCGUACGGCCGCGUCUAUGCAAGAGCAGUUCAUCCAUGUCCGCUCCCUCAAACUCUCAUAUGCCGAUAUCGACUGGCUCGAAGAGCUUGAAGUCCGCACCCGUACACUGGCAUUCGAGUUCCUCACUGAGCUCGUUCCGAAGAUCGAACAGAUCAGGACAAGGACACACCAUGGACUUGUCUCACCUAUGAGCCGGACGUGGUCAAAUUCGACUACUUCUAGCCUUUUGGACCUCAAGCAAUCGGUUGGAGACUGGUCCUCUAAUGAUUCCUCGCCGGCGUCAUCCAGCUCAGAUUCUCGGGGCUGGUAA
Dacryopinax primogenitus is the source of this 633-nucleotide messenger RNA. RefSeq lists its product as uncharacterized. The record is from RefSeq and is a predicted model, not a curated record. Bases 1 to 633 code for a protein of 210 amino acids. Lineage: Eukaryota; Fungi; Basidiomycota; Dacrymycetes; Dacrymycetales; Dacrymycetaceae. The transcript has a single exon.